CCAGGGAGCUUAUUACGACGGUACGUUUUGGAAAUGGUCUUGGGUCUUCGGCGCGGUGGAUGAGCGAGCCCGGAAGCCCCAAAUUAAUGGCUUCGCUGUCUCUCUCCUCCUUCGAUCAUUAUCACUGAAACCUGUUCCUGCUUUUUCUUAUUUCUCGCUAGUUCCUCGCCUUCCGAGAACUUUCAAUUCACCUUCUUCUUCUUACCCUGUCUCUCCGUGACCUUGCGAUCGCAGAUACAGAGCAUCUACUGUACUGUGUGACUAUAUAUAUAUAUAAAUACAUAUAUCUGCGAGCUCGCGUGUGACUGUUACCCUUUAGCACUUCAUUUCCGUGAUAAUCUCGUCCUCCAGUUCCAUUUCCAUGGAGUCUUCAAUCUCUGGACUCCGUGAGAAACAGCAACGCGAACUAGAAAAUUUGACAGUUGCAACACAGCCCGUAAAGACAUUGAAGUACUUCGUUUUGUCUAUCGUUCAGUGUCUUCGAGGAUUUAUAGCAAAAUGCGGCUGGGUUUUGCUUCUGGUUAUCACAGCAAGUAUUCUAGGAUGCUUUGCUAUGACAGUUGGCGGGCCUCAUGAACAGGAGCUUUUUAAUUAUCUUCGAUUUGGACUUUGGUGGCUUGCCCUUGGUGUAGCAUCGUCAAUUGGUCUGGGAUCUGGUUUACAUACAUUUGUACUUUAUUUGGGCCCUCACAUAGCUCUGUUUACAAUAAAAACAAUGCAAUGUGGUAGAGUUGACAUAAAAAGUGCUCCAUAUGACACAAUUCAGUUGAAAAGUGGCCCUUCAUGGGUGGAUCAAGAUUGUUCAGAAUUUGGACCCCCUCUUUUCCCAUCGCAGGUUCCAAUCAGUAGUAUAUUGCCACAGGUUCAGUUAGAGGCUAUUCUAUGGGGCAUAGGAACUGCACUUGGAGAGCUUCCUCCAUACUUCAUAUCAAGAGCUGGAGUUGUACUAAUAGAUGCUUCAACUGUAGCUCAUAUAUCAGGCAACAAAUUGGAAGCAGUGAAAGAACUGGAUUCUUCCCCGGCUGAAGCUAGUGGAAUUGUGGCUAAUCACCUUCACCAGAUUAAAUUGUGGCUUCUUUCUCAUUCACAGUAUUUGAACUUUAUUUCAAUUUUGGUUCUUGCUUCAGUACCAAACCCUCUAUUUGACCUUGCCGGUAUAAUGUGCGGACAAUUUGGCAUUUCAUUCUGGAAAUUCUUUCUUGCAACAUUGAUUGGAAAGGCAUUUAUUAAAACUCACAUACAGACCGUUUUUAUCAUCUCAGUUUGCAAUAAUCAACUUCUUGACCUGAUAGAAAAUAAAUUGAUUUGGCUGCUAAGCCAAUUCCCAGUGCUCGGUCCUCUCAUUCCUAACCUCAGUGGCAAAUUGCAUACUGUGAAGGAGAAGUAUAUGCAUGCCUCUCAUCAGGUCCCCUCAAAUACCAAGGUGAAAAGAUGGAACUUAUCAUUUGCUUCAAUAUGGAACACCGUUGUUUGGCUUGUUCUCGUGAAUUUUUUCAUCAAGAUAGUGACAGCAACAGCACAGAGCUUCCUUAAGGAAGAACAUGAAAGGGAGUUGAGCAAGUUGACAGAAAAGCUGCGUGCCUCAGAACCCUCAAAAUAUGAGUGCAGCCAAGCAUCGGACUGAAUUUGCAAGAAAGUUAUGAGGAUCUAUUAGCUUUCUUAGUGAUCUAACUUUGAAUUUUCAUGGCAGAGAGUUUUUGUACGUGCCAUGAGUAUUAGCUUCCAAAGCUUCCUGUUUAUAUAUUAUUGCAGUUUUAGCAAGUAGAAAGGACACACGAAAUGAAACAAAAUUCUUAGCGUAGCAAUAAUUGUUUUAUGGGACAAUACAUUGAUACUAAAAAUUGCUAUUGGUCUCUGUAUUUUACGACUUAGUUCCUUCUUGGAAAUUCUGUGUAAUAAAUAAAAUACAUUUAGAUGUUUAACA
Molecule: messenger RNA, 1924 nt
Organism: Ziziphus jujuba (common jujube)
Lineage: Eukaryota; Viridiplantae; Streptophyta; Magnoliopsida; Rosales; Rhamnaceae
Product: vacuole membrane protein KMS1-like
Exons: 8
Coding region: 362-1624 (420 amino acids)
Source: RefSeq, a predicted model, not a curated record